CAGGAGGCAGAGAAGAUGGGUAUCCUCAGCGUAGACUUGCUGAUCACAUUGCAAAUUCUGCCAGUUUUUUUCUCCAACUGCCUCUUCCUGGCGCUCUAUGACUCGGUCAUUCUGCUCAAGCACGUGGUGCUGCUGUUGAGCCGCUCCAAGGCCACUCGCGGAGAGUGGCGGCGUAUGCUGACCUCAGAGGGACUGCGCUGUGUCUGGAAGAGCUUUCUCCUGGAUGCCUACAAACAGGUGAAAUUGGGUGAAGAUGCCCCCAAUUCCAGUGUGGUACAUGUGUCUAGUCCUGAAGGAGGUAUCAGUAGUGGAAAUGGUGCCCCGGAGAAGACAGCUGAUGGAGCUGAAUGUCACCUUCUUGACUUUGCCCAUGCUGAACGACCACUGGUGGUCAACUUCGGAUCAGCCACUUGACCACCUUUUACUAGCCAGCUGCCAGCCUUCCGCAAACUGGUGGAAGAGUUCUCAUCAGUGGCUGACUUCUUGUUGGUCUACAUUGAUGAGGCUCAUCCUUCAGAUGGUUGGGCAGUGCCUGGGGACUCCUCUUUGUCAUUUGAGGUGAAGAAGCACCGGAACUUGGAAGAUAGAUGUGCAGCAGCCCACCAGCUUCUGGAGCGUUUCUCCUUGCCGCCCCAGUGCCAAGUUGUGGCUGACUGCAUGGACAAUAAUGCCAAUGUAGCUUAUGGGGUAGCCUUUGAGCGUGUGUGCAUUGUACAGAGACAGAAAAUUGCUUAUCUAGGAGGAAAGGGCCCCUUCUGCUACAACCUUCAAGAAGUCCGGCAUUGGCUGGAGAAGAAUUUCAACAAGAUGAAUUCUAGAUUAGCUGGUUAAAGGUAUGAUUGUAAAGGAAUUUAUUAUUUUAAAAAUUAUGUAAAAGAAAGGAAAUGGAGAACUGUAUCCACUAUUUCAACUGAGUCCCAUUGCCUCAUCAAAAGACAGAAAUUUACCUGUUGGAAGAACAUAAACCUGUAACAUCUCUUUCACUACACAAAUGGCGUUGGGCUAACUAGUAGUCCUAUUACCUCUUUUUAAGUGGAAAAAAAUUCCUGAGAGAAAAGAUCUGAGUUGGAAAGGAAGAAACCUUGAUUUGGCGUGUGUUCAUUCUUCCUUGAGAAAGAUGUGAUACUGCUGAUGCAUGCUUUGGGACCAGAAGAAGAGUUAUGUGAAUAAUUACUAUGUUAGGGAAACUGCUGUCUCUGUUAAGAUGGCGUACUGCCUAACCUUUAGUCAGCAUGGAUAAAGCCCAACUAGAAAAUUCCCAAAUGGUUACUUAUAAUGCAUCCUUGAACCCAGAUCAUGUGGUUAGGACCAUGGUGUUUAAUGUGUCAGAGUAGUUCUAGCCAUGCAGUGUGCUGUGCCAGCCCCUGUAGCACACAAUUCCCAGGUGCAUUUGCAGACACCAAGAAUGAUCCCUCAACCUGGAGGGUUAGAAUGCUGAACUGAAAUCUUGCAAAUGGAGAAAGCACUAGAAGAAAAUUAAAUUGACACUCCAGGAAAGAAGAGGCAGAAUGAUUAGGAAACUUCAUAGUGUUUCACCUGGAAGCUGUAGAAAGUGAAACUAAUUUGUUGGUCACAGAAACAGAAACAUGGACAAAGCCAGAAAAAGAAAAAGUUCAACUAAAAAUAGCAUAGAGAAAAUACAUAUGAAAACAAGGUAUUCAUCACAUGCUUAUAGACUGAGGAGGAAAAGGGGAUGAAAGAGAAAAAAACCCUAAAUAUUUGUACUAAUUAUUGUUUGUGGAAAUAUUACCUUAUGAAACAUGUAUGUGGUGUGUACAUUUUUAGUGGGUGAAAUGCACAUCAUGAUACCUAUUAAAGGGGAAGC
Castor canadensis (American beaver) is the source of this 1825-nucleotide messenger RNA. RefSeq names its product iodothyronine deiodinase 2 (gene Dio2). Gene Ontology annotation, biological process: thyroid hormone metabolic process. Lineage: Eukaryota; Metazoa; Chordata; Mammalia; Rodentia; Castoridae. The record is from RefSeq and is a predicted model, not a curated record. Gene Ontology annotation, molecular function: thyroxine 5'-deiodinase activity.